AUUUUGACCGCAACUACAGAUAUGAUAUAUGCAAUCAACUGGAACAAAAUAGAAAACUUCAUGUUUGCAUUUAUAUAUACGCGAUUUUAAAUUCAUAAAUAAACAAAUAAAUGUGAGAAUUGGGAUAGCAAGUUUUUCUCGACUAGCAUUUAAUUCUCGGUGAAACAAGAUUUCACGCAGAAUGAAUAUCGUGCGAAUCAAUUCGAAAAAUGUAAUAUUUCUUUUUAUAGCGCUUCUGUCAACCUCUAUCAAAGAAGUUCAUAUGGGCCAUGAAACCAUAAGCACCUUUGCUAUGAAAGAAGGCAAUGUAAAUUCAACACCAGCUUAUAGCAGUAAAAAAGAAGAAGUAAAUAGUAUGUGUCCAAGUGGAGUAUCGUGUACAAAAUUGAGUGCAGACUGUCUGAAAUGCAAUUUAAGUUACACUUGUGUAUAUGGUGAAACAUUAGUUGCUAACUGCUCUGUGAUAGAACAUGUUGAUUGUAUAGGAGAACAAACUUUUACAAAAAAAUAUAUAUGCCGUUAUUGUUAUCAAACUGAUCACUCGGAACAUCAGUGUCAUCAGAAAAAUAAUUGUAAUUCUGUAGCAUCACCACAACAAUAUUACAGAACAAAUUGUACAGUAAAUAGCGAUAUAUUAUGUCUGGGCAGGCGAAGAUUCAUGAAAAAUUUGAUUUGUAACUGGACAGUUGGAUAUAGAUGGUCUACAGCUCUGAUCUUGAGCAUUACACUUGGAGGAUUUGGAGCAGAUAGGUUUUACUUGGGACAUUGGCAAGAAGGCAUUGGCAAGCUCUUCAGUUUUGGUGGAUUAGGUGUGUGGACCUUAAUUGAUGUAAUAUUGAUUUCUAUGAGAUAUUUAGGUCCUGCUGAUGGCUCUUUGUAUGUUUAGAUUGUUAAAAACUAAGUUAUUAUUUUAUUGAGUUAUAAAGUAUAGAAAUAUUAUUUUGCAUUGAUUUCAAAUUAUACAAAUAGUGUUGGAUCAAUGGACAACAUAAGUUAAUGUGAUAUGUCUAUUAUAGGAGAAAUUUGUUUUUGUAAAUCUAAGAAAUAUAU
Pseudomyrmex gracilis is the source of this 1050-nucleotide messenger RNA. RefSeq names its product TM2 domain-containing protein almondex (gene amx). The record is from RefSeq and is a predicted model, not a curated record. NCBI's taxonomy places the organism in Eukaryota, Metazoa, Arthropoda, Insecta, Hymenoptera, Formicidae. Bases 182 to 886 code for a protein of 234 amino acids. The transcript is spliced from 6 exons.